GGAAGGAAUGACAGUCUAUUGGUGCAUUUAUUUUUUUACACCAUUAUAGCGCUCUGGGCAUGAGGAAGAACUUCCUAUCAAAAUAACUUUCAAAUUAAAAGGAAUUACUCACAUAGAAUAACGCCCAUAUUACGACAUCCCCAUACACGCGCACAAGCAGUUUAACCAAUACCAAUCGCACAUAAAAUGCGGUAAAAUUGCACGGACGCCGGGAGACCAUGCUCUGUAGCUUUAUCUGACCUAUCGACAAAUAGCCAAUCCCGUGCCAUGACGAAAACUCUAAUUCAUUGGAAUUAGUAGGCUACAUGGAUUUUUACGGACCAAUGUCCUGGCACAUGUAACAGAUACAGGGGUUGAUAUCAGGCACGAGAGCUCGUUUCGGCAAGGCAACAUCUCAUUCGUAGCCUAGAUUAAUUCGGCUUCUGCAUGAUCACUUACACCGGUACCCGCAACAAGACCAGCUGAUUUCCUACGAGGCGACUAGUUAGCCUGCCAUAUAGGCUACUACUCCAGUGCAGCAGUCGGCUUCACUGACCGUGGGUCCAAGAGCUGGAAAAGACCUUUGCUGGUUUUCCGGUGUUGUGGAAAUUUAUUCUGCCAGAAUUUAACUUUUCUGACCACGAAUUCUGACGCUUGGACGUGUGUUCCAAUAACGCCUGUGUUAGGAUUGUCUUUACAAGAAGACUGUGAAAUCAUCAUAUUCACAUGGGCGAAGCCAGGGCUCGGUUCUGCUUUGGCUGGACCCGAGCUCACUGUCAAGACAACGGUGCGCUUUUAGAACCUGAGAGAGAGCGGGAGAUACAAUAUGCUGAAUUAUUUGACCAGUUGGAUCUCAAUAAAGACGGGAGGGUCGACUUUAACGAGUUACGAAUCGGACUUGCUGCCAGGGGGUUACUUCUGAGUGACGCGGAGGAGAUAGUGCGUGAGAGCGACACCAACCACGAUGGCUUGUUGGACUUUGAGGAGUUCUCUCAGUACCUGCGGGCCCACGAGAGAGAACUGCGGCUCGUGUUCCAUAAACUGGACCGCAACAACGAUGGACACAUCGACGUGGGCGAGAUUCAGCAAUCACUGAAUAACCUAGGAGUGAAAGUCUCAAUGGAGCAAGCAUCCAGAAUCCUUCAGAGCAUGGACAGGGAUGGCAACAGGACCAUUGACUGGAACGAGUGGCGAGAUCACUUCCUAUUCAAUCCCCUACACAACAUGGAAGACAUAGCCCACUACUGGAAACAUUCACAUAUGUUUGACAUUGGGGAGCACCUGACCAUUCCAGAUGAGUUUUCUGAGCGGGAACGGCGGUCUGGGCUGGUAUGGAGGCAGCUGGUCGCCGGGGCGAUGGCCGGAGCGGUGUCAAGGACUGGGACUGCGCCACUUGACCGGCUCAAAGUUUUCCUACAGGUGCAUGGCUCCAGCUCGCGGGGGAUCAACAUAUGGACGGGCCUGAAGGGGAUGGUCCAGGAGGGGGGGGUGCGAGCCCUCUGGAGGGGCAACGGCAUCAACGUGCUCAAAAUAGCCCCCGAGUCAGCCAUCAAGUUCAUGGCUUACGAACAGAUCAAGUGGUUUAUUCGUGGUAGUAAGGAAGGGGCCAGUCUGCGGGUCCAGGAAAGGUUUCUAGCUGGUUCUCUGGCCGGAGCCACUGCCCAAACUAUCAUCUACCCUAUGGAGGUGUUGAAGACUCGUCUGACCCUCAGGAAGACUGGACAGUACUCAGGCAUGGCUGACUGUGCCAAACAGAUCCUAAGAAAGGAGGGGGUACGAGCCUUCUACAGGGGCUACGUACCCAACACACUGGGCAUAAUCCCCUACGCUGGCAUAGACCUGGCCGUCUAUGAGACCUUGAAGAACGCCUGGCUCCAGAGGUACAGUAUAGGCUCAGCUGACCCUGGUGUGCUGGUGCUGCUGGGCUGUGGAACUGUGUCCAGCACCUGUGGCCAGCUGGCCUCCUACCCUCUGGCCCUGAUCAGGACACGCAUGCAGGCCCAGGCAACAACUGAGGGAGAACCCAAGCUGUCCAUGGUUGGUCAGUUCAAACACAUCAUGUCACAUGAAGGGGUACCUGGGCUCUAUCGGGGCAUCGCCCCUAACUUCCUGAAAGUCAUUCCUGCUGUCAGCAUCUCCUACGUGGUAUACGAACACAUGAAGAAAGCCCUGGGUGUGGGCUCGUAGACAAAGACGUGAGAAAGUGUGGAGUUAGGAAAAGGAGAGGGAGAAUCUGAUUAAAGCAGUGUGGUAGCGGGUUGUCAUUAAGACCAUCAGGAAACACAAGAUAAGACUAUGAUAUAGCCAUAAAGGGUAGGUACGGUAAACGGAAGCCACCGUCUUGCCGUAUUUAGAUACAGUAAGCACCCCAUACCUAGGUAUUCUUAUCUCUCAGCCAAUCCCAUUAAAGUAAGUGAAGAUCCAGGGAUUUAAUUACACUGACCUGAGGUCUGCAGAGGAGAAAAUGAUGCGUCAGUGGUAGCUUAGAGAAGAGAGAAAGAGAGAAGGAGAGGGGAAAGAGUUUCAAAAGACUAAAGAAUCUGGGCCAUUCCAUCUCUCUGCAGCCCCCUCCUUCCCCCAUAUUGUCUAUUUUCUAUGUAUGCCCCAUCACAGUACACUGUAUGUUUUGCACCAACCCAAAAAACAGAGCAGUCUGUUCCAUAGACGGUCUUCUCUGUUUCCAUGAAUUAUAAAUAGACUGUACACGGAGAACAAAUGAUAGGAAUACAUUUCUAAUUUAUCAGUUGCAGAUUCACAUUGACAAUUGAUUGAUUUAAGCGAUUGAGUGAGGCUAUGCCCAGUCCAGUUCUCAAUGUGUUUAAUUUUUUCAACUCCUCCAAGCCAAAGUUCCCCUUUGUUAUUUCAUCCAUUAAGACAUGUAUUGUCAAAUGAGAUUAGGAAUAACUGUAUUUACAGAAUGUUUAUCUUGUGCACAAAAAAGAAAUUCUUGAAAGCAUUUUGGCACAAACUAUUUCAUGUUUCAAUGUAAAGGCCACAAAUGUGUAUUUUUGUAAUGGUCCAUUCCAUGUUUUUUCAAGAGCUACAGAACCUUUAUCGUGUAGGUUUCUAUCCAGGCCUUUUACACUGAGCCAUGAUGCAAGUCAAUUUGCACUUUUUGGAAGAUGUGAAUGUAUAACUCAAAGUGGCACUUAUACUGUACACAUGCACAGCUUCGUGGGCUGCUGUGAAGUUGCACACGGAUCUAGAAUCAGCUUCCUCUCCACAAACCCCAACCUCUACCAUACAGGAGGAGAACACUAAACCCAAAUCAGGAACCAGAGGGAACUUCACCUUUGUUUUUUAUUGCAAGAGCUUUGCAAAAACGACUUUGGUAAUAUACUAAACCUGCAGCCCUGUGAUGGCUUUUUUAAAUGUAUAAGAACAUAAUCAUGCUCCGUGCGGGUCCAUAGAGGUGUAUGGACCAGCUACAAUAUAACACCAGAGCAAACCAAUAAUUGAUGACCUCAUUGUGGGUGUGGCGGGAGGAAACAAA
This is a messenger RNA of Hypomesus transpacificus, 3472 nucleotides long. RefSeq names its product solute carrier family 25 member 23b (gene slc25a23b). Bases 706 to 2166 code for a protein of 486 amino acids. Gene Ontology annotation, cellular component: mitochondrial inner membrane. Gene Ontology annotation, molecular function: ATP transmembrane transporter activity; calcium ion binding. NCBI's taxonomy places the organism in Eukaryota, Metazoa, Chordata, Actinopteri, Osmeriformes, Osmeridae. The record is from RefSeq and is a predicted model, not a curated record. Gene Ontology annotation, biological process: transmembrane transport. The transcript has 10 exons.